AUGCAUUGGAAAGGACUGCGUCUUGUGGCCGACAAGAGGCAGAGCACCAUCGAGCCAGGCCAAUCCCGUCGCAGUGAACACCUUCCUCGUCCCUACCCCCCGCCGAACCUAGACUGUCCGAGCAGCCCAGUAAACCCAGGACUUCAGGUACCUGACGACAACGGGUCAAAUGGGGUGGUCCAACCGGACUUUGCAGGAUCACCUGAGGGGGACCGUCCCAACUUACGCCACAAGCGAUUCAGCUUCAUGAGACUACGACAUGCGUCCGACCCCCAACUAUCCAAGUCUUAUGCCAAGGCGGGCCAGGAUACUCCCCCAGUUCCUUCCUUACCUCCUCCCAAGAUUAUUACUACCGCCCCGACUAGCCAUGAGCUUGAUCAACCCGUGAAACAGAGACCCAAGCUCAGCUUUCGACCGUCGUCACGAAAACAGUCCAUGGAGGAAAUGUCUCGGAAAUCAAUGGAACAACCUGCGAAGCCUCGUAGAAGAGGCCAGGGAUCAACCGACUCUCAGGUUACCGACUCGACGCUUGCCAUGUCCCAUAGUAUCACCGAAGAGCCUGGACGCUUGUCCACCAACUCACUUCGCGGAAACUUACAGACCAACGACUCUCAGCGCUCGUCGGUGGUUGAUCCUCGGUUUUCCGAAUCGUCUCGAUCAGACCAGAGCUACGAUCACACCGUCACCCGAAGUGUUUCCCCUCGUGACGGUAACGGUGGAAAUAUAGCGAAGCGAUUCCGUAUGCCACGCUUGAAACGAAAUCGGACCCCUCUAUUUCCUUUACCCCCCAAAGUCUCGCAGCCGGCUGGCGGUAUGGAUAAUCAACCAAAGUUCCCCCCAGUGGAUACACCGAAAUCCGAGGCUUCGGAUGUCCAGGACCAGAUCUCACCACUGCCGUCGCCAUCUCGUUCCACCAUAGGACUCGCUGCCUCGAACGUACCGCCGCUAUUCCGAAAUGAUUCGACGAAUUCCGCCCGCUCAGUUCGAUCCAAUCCCUCUAUUAAGAACCGGGGACGUUCGUCUACCAUGGGAUCCCUGGCGGAGAACCAGGACGACCUGUCCAUACCCCCAUAUUUGGCAUCUUCGGCGCGCACCUCCACUUCGACUAGUGGCCGCAAGAGCUUCAGUGAUAUGUUUAAUAUCACGCAACGAUUGAGGCAAAACUCGUCCCCACCCGCCCCUCGUCAGGGUUCGCCCGCGAUAGGUGGCACCUCCACCCCAAUCAAGCAAGAGCUACCAGCAGUCCCGAAACGGGAAGAAAGCGAUACACCCGCUUCAUAUCUGAGCCGUUUGGAGGAAACUCUGCCUCGCGGCAUGAUUGCGGGCGUCCUCGCUCAAUCAGAAGAGGAAUUCUACAAAAUUUGUCUACGAAAAUACAUGCGAACCUUCUCAUACUUUGGUGACCCGCUCGAUAUGGCAAUCCGCAAGCUUUUGAUGGAAGUCGAGCUUCCGAAAGAAACACAGCAGAUUGAUCGUUUCGUGCAAGCAUUCGCUGACCGCUAUCACGAAUGCAACCCAGGCAUCUUCACAGCACCAGAUAACGCAUACUUUAUUGCAUUCUCCCUCUUGAUUCUUCACACCGACGUCUUCAAUAAGAACAACAAGCGGAAGAUGCAGAAGGCGGACUACGUCAAGAUAAGUCGCAGUGAGGGAAUCUCAGAAGACAUUCUUGAAUGUUUCUAUGAGAACAUUUCAUACACUCCGUUCAUUCGUGUCGAGGACGCCAAUCUACCUGACCGUCAUUUGGCGAAACCGCGUCGCACUCUAUUCAAAACCACUAGCUCCGAGAAUUUGGGCCGGAUUUCACGGGAGCCUGUCGAUCCCUAUUCGCUUAUCCUGGAAGGCAAAUUGGGAUCGCUGCGCCCCAGCUUGAAGGACGUCAUGGAUCUGGAUGAUACAUACAGUCAUUAUGGAACUGCUGGGCCACCGGAUAUGGAUGCCCUUCACCUGGCCUUUACUAAGUCCGGAAUAUUGCAGAUCAUCUCCCUGCGCUCUCGCCCUGACGCCUUCAUGCCGGCUAGCUUGGAUAGCCCCCUUGACUCGAAUCCCGGUCUGGUAGAUAUCAAAGUUGCCAAGGUCGGUUUGCUUUGGCGAAAAGACCCGAAGAAGAAGAAAGCCAGAUCGCCCUGGCAAGAAUGGGGUGCUAUCCUCACAUUCUCUCAGCUAUACUUCUUCCGCAAUGUGAACUGGGUACGCUCACUCAUGGCACAGCAGGAGACAUACAUCAAGAAUGGCCGUCGGGGAACUCUUGUUUUCAAGCCACCCCUUGCUGAAUUUAAGCCGGACAACAUUGUGUCUACCGGUGAUACAGUUGCGCUCUUAGACUCAAGUUACAAAAAGCAUAAACACGCCUUCAUAUUUGUUCGACACCACGCGUUGGAGGAGACAUUCCUCGCUGGCUCUGAGCCUGAAAUGAAUGAUUGGCUUGCACACCUUAACUAUGCUGCAGCCUUUAGGACCACUGGUGUGCGUACCAAGGGCAUGAUUGCCACGAAUUAUGAGGGACAGCGAUACCGCAAGAGUCAGCGAUUGAGCUCGAUAUCUUCGCAAAGGUCUCGCAAGUCGACGGAAAUCGAGCCCCCUUCUCCCAGUAUUGAUAACGACAUUGUUGCCGAAUUUGUCGCUGCACGACGAGAAUUGAUGAGCCAAAAAAUUCGGGAAAGAAAUGAAAAGAUUUCCAUAUUACAAAAGGAACUGGAUGGUCUUUUACAAAAUGCUCGACACUUGCAAGUGCUCACUCCACUCCACGCCCGGGCCCGCGAGAGCGUCAUUAUGGCUGCAGGCCGCCUGUCCGCCAAGAUUAAAUGGGUGAGGCAGGACAUAUGGCGCAGCAAAUGUUACCGCCAAAUUCUUCUGCGAGACCUAGGAGAGGAUGAUGAGACAGUGGAAAGCAGGGUUGGGUCAGUCGCUGAACCGACGCCAUCCCAGUCGGACGAAGCACGCCUAGCCUCCCUUUCCGGACCGUCUGUGACAUCGGAGCCUAGCGUGGGAAAGGCCAGUAGUAUUGUGCAUACCGUCUCUAGCGCUGAUACCCCUGAGCCUAAUGUGGCCCAGACCGAACAGCCCUUAGAGGCUGGGCUGCUGGCUAAACCUUCGAAUGAUGAACUGCGUCGUCCCAGUAUCCCGGCAUCUGUUACUUCAUCCGACAUUGCUCGUGUCGGCCGUCGGCGCUCUGCUGUGGCCGUCCCCGAACGUGCUAAGUCAUACUCGCCUGACCCAACGACCAUUAAACUCGAGCGUGACGCUAGCCGUGCCAGCCGUGCCAGCCGGUGGGAUGGAGCUAGUAUGGCAUCUCGUACAUCGAAACUGACAUCGCCUGCGAGCUUCGACGACGGCGAGGAGCGCCUUCUUAGGGAAGCCGGUCUGCUGGAGCUGCCGGAGUCCCCCUCGCCGCACAAUGAUGAAGAUAUUGCCCCACAUGUACUCCCCGAGGGCGAGUCAAUUCCAAACGACAAGAACGACAAACCGAGUCGUGUCCGCCGCAGCCUUCAUCGCACCCUCCGUGACUCGCAUACUCAUAGAAACCGUUCUCAUUCGAAGAAGAAACGGACUUCUGUGUCUAGCAUCGGGCAGGAGGAUGGCGAUCAAGUCUCCGGCGAUGGAGAAAUCCUCCCUCGCAAAGCCCCCAGUUUCACCGUGCAUGGCAAGAAAGCAUCCAUCGUCACAUUCGGAUCUGAAUGGCAGAAUAUGCCCCCGGAAGAGCGCCUCAAGCUCCGCAAGCCCACCCCUCAUGAAGAGCCACGGGCAUCGGAUCCCGCUAUAGUGGGCAGUGGCGAGUCAAUUCUGAUGGACCGCAGCCCGGAACGUCAGUCGCUACGGAGAACGAGCACUGCCACUGGUAUAAGUGUGCGCACCGAAGAUCUGGCGGAGUUCAAGGAUGCACAGGAAGAGCAACCGGAAGAGGACAUCGGGGCCCCAGCCUCCCCAGUGAUCACCACUCUUCCUUCAGAUGCGGAUCCCCUAUACACCAAAAACACUCCCUACCCCCCUCAUGCACAAUAUCCAACAACCACCUUUCAGCACCACGACAUGACGGCUCCCCCUCCCCCUCCCACUCCUCUACCUCCGUCACUGAGCGAAUCCUUGAUACGCCGUCCAGCGAGAACCUACGCGAGCAGGCCGUGGGCGCCUGAGUCUUCACCGCCUUCUUUAGCUCUCCACCCUCUCUUCCCCUGCUUGUUCUGUACAUCCUAA
Molecule: messenger RNA, 4194 nt
Organism: Penicillium coprophilum
Lineage: Eukaryota; Fungi; Ascomycota; Eurotiomycetes; Eurotiales; Aspergillaceae
Product: Arf family guanine nucleotide exchange factor SYT1
Exons: 3
Coding region: 1-4194 (1397 amino acids)
Biological process (GO): regulation of ARF protein signal transduction
Molecular function (GO): guanyl-nucleotide exchange factor activity
Source: RefSeq, a predicted model, not a curated record